CCCAAACGAUUUGAUAAAAGCUGAGCUCGAAUAUAAUAGUUUUAGAGACGUUAUGGAAGGGAGAAUGACUGCCCUUGCACAACAACUCGUUUGCAGUGCGCACGUCACAGACGGCGCCGCGGGUGCAUUUGCGCAACUGUUAUCGUUGAAAAGCCGCGGUCUGACAAGAACGUUGAAAAGCGAUACCGGACUCUACAGUACCUGGAACAUACGGGUCACGCGGUCGAGGAUCGUCCACCAGUGGAACGCAUUGACGAAGGCAAACAGGGCUCCUGAGUUUCGUAACUGGCUGCGCAAUACGUACUUUUUAAAAAAGUUUUCACAAACGGCGCCAAGAAUGGUGCAAGGUGAAGAUGCAAAAGCCCGAUUAUACGAGGCAGUUCAGCGACGUCGUAAGCAGCCCUUGCUGGUGCCCACAGGGGGGCGACAACAAAAGCCCGAAGAAGGUCAAGAAGAACAAGAAGGGGAAGAACAAGGAGAACGAAGUGCAGCAUUUGUGAACAACAUGAUUGGUCCUAAGAUCUUUAUAGACUGGCUCGAGACUCCUGCUCUCACUUACGAUUCCGAGAUGGCGCUGGCGGUGCGUGGUAAAUCAAUGUUAAGGCCUCGACGUCGCUUAAUCUUCCAUCUUUUAGUUCUUCCAUCUGUGGCUUGCUUUCAAGUAGGAAAAGGCAAAGGGACACAGUAGAUGUAGAUCGGGAAAAAGAUGGACAACUGUAGUGAGUUCUAACUAUGUCAGUUUUUGCGUAUCGAGAGCAGGAAGCACAAAGGUCGUACUCUUUGGAGACGAAAGUGGACCCCCAACAGGGUCGGCUAAAAAGUAAACUUGGGUUUCGCAUUUCCAGUCACAUGGUCUGCCCUCUCGUUUUAUUAGGGCAAGAAAUCGAUGAAAUGAAGGUAACAGGACAUCAAGGACGACAAGGGCAGGGACAGCAAGGGGGUCAUCCGCGCCUUCAAGAGCAGGUGGAAUACUUCCGGAAAAAAACGGAUACAUACUUCUUCGAGAAGAACGCCGAUUUAUUUGGAAGAGGAGGAAAGGACGCAGAAGCAGGACAGCAGUAUAGUAUAGUACCACGACCUUCUUCAGUUGCGAGAGCACAACAAGAAAAUAUAGAAAAGAUUUUGCGGAUGCUUCCGGGAGAAGGCCGCAUGACAAGAAACGACCGGAACAAAGGGAAGAAUCAUCAAGGAGACCUAGAUGUUGUUGAUCUAGAGACAGGCGUCCAAGUACAAAGACAAGAGGUACAAGAACAAACUCCUUGGCCUUCAGGAGGCGAUUGUCCAGCAAGGGUUCCAGAGGUAGCACAAGGGGGACCAGAAGGCGAUGUUGGAAGUUAUUCUCGUGGUCGUGGUAAAGAUGAAAAGCGGUGCUCCGUCUCCUUUCCAGAUGGAACACGGAGAUGCACUAGCCUAGCUCGACUGGAUUUGGCUGCUGGUUUCGCACUCGAACCAAGGGGAAACAGACGCGAAGCCUAUAGGAUCGUAGAUAAAGGGACUGAAAAUGGCAAGAGAGAGGAAAAGCUCCGCGGAUUCGUUAAAAAACUCGAAGAAUGUGAGAGUCACGAAGACAAACAGAAUGCUCUCGUCAUGAUUUGGAGGUACGGCAAAGAUGAAUGUGGAGGCUAUUUGAAAUUACCAGACGAUGUUCGAGCAUACCUUGAAAAAUUACCUCCAGAUGUUUACUCUGUGGGCAGUUGGUUAGGGCAGUAUGAGGCUGCAAUGGCUGGUGCUAGGAAAGCUACAGAAAAAGCAGCCGCAGAAAAAGCUGCUGAGCAAGGUGCUGAAGAAGCUGCUAGACACGCUGCUAGACCACGACCUACCAUCGCUAAAGAAGCUGCCCCUCUUGCUAAAGCUAAUCAUGGUGCUGCUUCAGGAGAACUACCUGUACCUGCUAAACAAGCUGCUCCUUCAGAACUACUUUCUCAAGAACAACAAGCUUCCCCUAAAGUAGAACGUCCCCUAAAAACGAAUCCUCGGCUCCAGGGAUUAAUCGAUAACUAUAAGAAGUUGCGCUCAGGAGAAGGUGACAGUACAUGGGCAGAGAAAUACCGUACUUUAGCUGCUUUGUGGGAGGAGAGGAGGAAACAUGAAUUCUCUACCAUCCUCGAUAGCUUUGAACCCUUACUGGGCGAUCAGGAAUGGGACCCUCAUUCAGAUAAAGUCUAUUACCAACCUGGUGUUGGGAUGCUGAGACGAGUGAGUCUGAAUGUGACAGAGCCAAGGGAAGAAGUUGUACGAGAGGAACAGAAGGAGCCUUCAGAAGUAGCGCACCAUAAAAGUAGCUGCGCGGGGCGCGGAGUUCUUUCUUUUCUAGGGCCUUCUUCACCUUCUUCUGCACAUAGAAGGGGAGAAAGCACGGAAGAGUCCUUUAUCAGAAAUUGGAAACUGUUAUUGAAUCAAUGGGAGCGAGCAAGAAAAACGACGUACGAGGCAAGGUACCACGCUUUAGCUGCGAUUUGGAAUUACAGAGAUAUGCAGAGGCGUCAUCACAGACGUGAUUUGAAAAUGCAAAUGCAAGAGUAUGAGGGAGAAAUGCUCCGAGAUUGGUCCCAAAUAUGGUUCUAUGAGCACCAAAAGGCCAACGGAUUGGUUGCAGAAGAUGGUGGAGAAAGUAGUGGGUCAUCUUUGAAACACGCCGCGAAAAGAAUGGUACAAGGACUACAAGCACAAGGGUCGCCAGCUACAGAGAUUUCCGAAGUGGGAGAGCAUGCUAUGUUGGCGAUUUGGUUUUACAUAUUCUCGGAACGGAACUUCUACGGAGCAAAUGGAAGGGACGUAGUGUUGCCGCAGGAUGUGGUGGGAAAUCUUGUGCAGGGCCAGGGUGUUUACUGGCUCCUGUGAGUGUACUUGACGUUGUGUGAAAUCUUCCGCAGGGUACUUGUUGUCAUCACUUGCUGUGAGUACUUGGACGGUACUUGACGUCGUUGACGAAGGGUGAGUCGUUGCUGCGCAUAAGCCAUAUCCAUAAGGAGCAAAACAAUUCAUGAGAUGAAGUGGCAAUAUUUAUACAUAGAUACAAGUUCUUGCAGUUCUUGUACCAGCAAGCUAUUUGUAAGCGAGAAAAUGUAGAUAAAAGAAGGUUCUUAGGUGUAUUAACAUGGGGCGCUUUUUAUCGAAGCAUAAUGUUUGUUCGUAUCAUUUUUCAAAAAACUGAGAGAAGACUUGAAUGAACAGCAACAAUUUCAUUCUGUCGAUGCUUAAUUAGUGGCGUUUCAUUUGAAAUCGUCUAUCUCUGAAAUCUUCAUCUUCUAAGUACUUACUUAAUUAAUCUUCUUCGUCAACAUACUCAGGAGUAGAAACAAAAAGAGCACGAUUAGAGCAGCUCAGCUGUAGAGAAGGACACUAAGACGCAGACUAAUACUUGAAUCUGUAACGGAACCUUUGCUUAGUUAUUAUACCACAGAGGAGGAGUCUACAAGGAAUCAAUGGUUUUUACAAUCCAUCAGUGAUUUGCACCUUCGUGAGAUUUGCACCCUCUCUUGUAUCAUCUAUGACGCUCUUGUGGCAGUCUGCACUGAACUUUGUGCUCACUUGCAAAAAUACGCAGGUAGGUUUUGAUAUAUCGGAACUCGCCCGCGAUACAAAAAAAAAAAAGCGAGAUAAAUUGUAUUGUAUUGUACUCCUUACGCUUUAGAUGAAAUCAAGCCGCGCAAAUCUUCGUAGGCGGCAAGAAGAGAGUUCCAGAUCAGAAGGAACUAGUCAAUGAAUUGGAAUUUCUAAAGUUUUUUUUUACCGACACGCAGUACCAAUCCGUAGAUGUAAUUAGUUAGAUGCACAGCAUUCUAUCAACGAAGGAACAACGACGAGGAUGGAAAAAUGUUUUCAAACUGACAGGGAGAAAAUCAUCAAGUUAACAAUUGAUGUUCACAAACUAGGGACGUGUUGAAGGGUAUUGCACUUAACUUGAAGUGUAGCGCUCGAACAAGUUGCAACUGC
Amoebophrya sp. A25 is the source of this 3936-nucleotide messenger RNA. The record is from the annotation of a GenBank genome assembly. Lineage: Eukaryota; Dinophyceae; Syndiniales; Amoebophryaceae.